GUGAGAACGUUGUUUUUUUUUUAUUACAACUGAAAUUCAAAUAAAUCAGUUCAAAAGCCUUGCUUUGUGAAUAUUCAGUUAAGGAAGGCAAUCCACAAAAUCAACAAACAUGCGACGCAGUUGUGCACCGUCGAUGAAACGUGCCGCACCACCGGAAACGCUUCAAGUUAACAAACCGCCAUCCCUCGUCACUACUACCGGCGAACCGGAUCCGGUUGUCGUAGAGCUUUACAACAGUUCCGAUAACCACUCCCAGGUACUCAAGGCAACAGCCAAAGUGAAACCUUUGCCGGCAACAAGUUCAUCAUCAUCGGAUACGUCCGCCGGAAGAAGUCAAAAAAAAAUCCAUUACACCGUGGUGUGGGGAAAAAUAACGACCAAAAAGCACAAAACCUGGGAAGGCGACGGAACUUUGGAGCUUAGUGGUAAAAGCGCUUUUCUGAGAGACGAGAAUCGAAAAAUCAUUGCCAGUUCGAUCGAGGUAAAAGUAGACGAAAUUCAGGAGGGAUGUCGACUCAUUGUCGGUAGCAAAGAGGUCGAACUUAUCGAACGGAUUUCCGAAAAUGGAACGGUGGUGGAAAAGGAAAAUGAGGCUGAAGUUGCCGUAAAACGAAGGAAAUCUGGUAAAUUUAGCACCGGUAAAGGUUUUAGGGCCCCACAAGUUCGUGAAGAACAAACGUCCACUGUAAGAUGUACAACAGUUGUACCGAAGGAAUUCAUACAAGUCGGAGUAAAAACGGAGGAGAUUGCUGUCGAUUUCGUUCCGUUGAAGAUGAAAGUACCACCGGUCGAGCACCAAUGGAAGUACAAUCAAGGAAAAGGUGUUAUAUCGGAAGUUACGGUUCCGCACUUUUUGGCCAAAGAGUUGAGACCGCAUCAGAGAGAAGGUGUCAGUUUCUUGUACGAAUGCGUUACAGGAUUUCGAUCCAUUGAACCAGAGCGUUUCGGAGCGAUUCUGGCGGAUGAAAUGGGUCUUGGUAAGACUUUGCAGUGCAUCGCAUUGAUUUAUACUUUGUUGAAGCAGGGGCCUUAUGGAAAACCGGUUGUAAAGAGAGCAUUGAUCGUAACUCCAAGUAGUUUGGUUGAAAAUUGGGAUCGAGAGAUUAACAAGUGGUUAAAAGGUGAACGUAUGUUUACGUUUAUCGUGGGACCGAAUAAUAAGCUUAGGAAAUAUGCUCAGUCACCGCACAUUCCGAUUUUGAUUAUUUCUUACGAAAUGUUGGCCAAACAGUUUGACGAAUUACAAUCAGUCAAGUUUGAUUUGGUGAUUUGCGAUGAAGGCCAUCGUUUGAAAAAUUGUAAUAUAAAAGCCGUUACAGUUCUUGAUGGAGUCGAAUGUCCGAGGAGAAUAUUGAUAACCGGAACACCUAUACAAAACGAUCUCCAGGAGUUUCAUUCCUUGGUGAAUUUUGUUAAUCCGGGGGUGCUUGGCUCGUAUGCUGAAUUUAAAAAUAAGUACGAGAAUCCUAUUGUGCAAUCUCAACAACCAAAUGUGUUACCUCAGUAUCAAGAAUUAGGUAAGCAAAGAUUGAUCGAACUAAACAACAUCACAUCGACUUUUGUUCUAAGGAGAACACAAGAAGUUAUCAACAAGUAUUUGCCACCGAAGCAGGAAUUAGUAGUCUUCGUACAUCCUUCCGAUCUGCAGAAGCAACUGCUCUCUGUUGCACUAGAAUUCUACGAAAAGAAUGGCCCAACCGCCAUCAGCCCUUUGCAGUUGAUUACUAUACUGAAGAAAAUAUGCAAUCAUCCUUCUCUUGUAAGCUCAAUAGAAGGAAAUGAUUCCGAAUCGUUGAUAAAGGUACUCAACGACAAUCUUCCAGCCUGGAACCAAAUGGGACCAUCUGAUUCCAGUAAACUUGGCAUAGUUGAAUGGUUGCUAGAAAGUUUGAUAGAAAAACGGGAAAAGAUCGUACUCGUUUCGUACUACAGUAAAACGUUGGACAUGUUUCAAGGACUCUGUGAGCACUACAACUACAAGUUCUCUCGCUUAGAUGGAUCAACACCUGCUCAUGAUCGGAGCAAAAUUGUUUCCGCUUUUAACGACUCGAACUCUGAUAUUUUCAUCCUUCUGUUAAGUGCCAAAGCCGGAGGAUCUGGUUUAAAUCUGAUAGGAGCUUCUCGGCUGGUUCUGUUUGACAACGAUUGGAAUCCAGCCAGUGAUCUACAGGCCAUGGCACGAAUAUGGCGUGAUGGACAAACUAAACAAGUUUAUAUCUAUCGAUUGCUGACGGCGGGUUCGAUCGAGGAGAAAAUUUACCAGAGACAAAUUUCGAAAACAUCUCUCAGUGGGACCGUCGUUGACCAGAAACAGAAUCUCGCUAAUCUGAAGUUUUCGGACGAGGAGUUAAAAGAUCUGUUUUCUUUGGCAACUUCGGAAGAGGAACAAAACUGUUUGACACAUCUGUUGUUGGAUUGCAACUGUCGAGGACGAGGAGAGAUUCCAGAGACUAGUAGCAGUGAUCUCAGUCAGGAAGCAGAUCAAACAUCUGAACCACAUGAAGAAAGUCGUUUCAAACUAAAACUGGGAAAGGCUAAAAGUAAAAAAGCAAAACGCUCCUUAAAAAUGCAAGAACUGAUGCGAUGGGAACAUCAUCGACAACCGAUUGCACAGGAAGUUCUUGAGGAACUAGCGCUCCACGGUUCGGCAGAAGAGAUUGUGUUCCUGUUCAGGAAUACCGUCAAUCAAUUGACGAAUUGAGACUUGCUUAGGACUGUGAUACCUAUACAAAAAUCAAGUUUUUCGAAGCUUGAUCUUCCUGUUGAUUUCGUUAUAAAUAAAUUACCAUAAUGAGUACCUUCUA
Molecule: messenger RNA, 2804 nt
Organism: Uranotaenia lowii
Lineage: Eukaryota; Metazoa; Arthropoda; Insecta; Diptera; Culicidae
Product: DNA repair and recombination protein RAD54B-like
Exons: 3
Coding region: 110-2701 (863 amino acids)
Biological process (GO): reciprocal meiotic recombination; double-strand break repair via homologous recombination
Cellular component (GO): nucleus
Molecular function (GO): DNA translocase activity; ATP binding; ATP-dependent chromatin remodeler activity
Source: RefSeq, a predicted model, not a curated record